Molecule: messenger RNA, 711 nt
Organism: Penicillium riverlandense
Lineage: Eukaryota; Fungi; Ascomycota; Eurotiomycetes; Eurotiales; Aspergillaceae
Product: DNA-directed RNA polymerase core subunit RPB5
Exons: 3
Coding region: 1-711 (236 amino acids)
Biological process (GO): DNA-templated transcription
Cellular component (GO): RNA polymerase II, core complex; RNA polymerase III complex; RNA polymerase I complex
Molecular function (GO): DNA binding; DNA-directed RNA polymerase activity
Source: RefSeq, a predicted model, not a curated record
AUGGACGGAGACAUUGCGUCGCAGAAUGCAGAUGCUGCCAAUACGGAGAUGAUCCGUCUCUGGCGCACCUGGAAGACAGUGCUGGAGCUGCUGGUCGACCGGGGCUACGAAAUCACAGAAGGUGAACUGAAGAUCACACUGGACCAGUUCAAAGACAAAUUCUCCGACCCACUGGGAUAUCCUGAUCGCAACAAGAUGAAAACCUCCGCGCGGCCCACGGAGCUCAUGAAACAGAAAUACACCCCUCUCCCCAGCAAAUCCAACCCCGACCCACAGCCCGACUGCGGCCUGAUCUACGUAGACUUCUGUCCCGACUCGACGGCCGUGGGCACGAAGCAAGUGCGGGCCUUCAACCACUUCAUCGACGAGAACAACUACCACACCGGCAUCUUCAUCACGCAAACGCCCAUCUCGCCCUCGGCUGUGCGUUUACUGUCUGGCAUCCCCGGCCGCAUCUGCGAGCACUUCCAGGAGCAGGAUCUGCUGGUCAACAUCACCCGCCACGAACUGGUGCCGAAGCAUGUGCUUCUCAGUCCCGAGGAGAAGGCCCGUCUGCUGGAGCGCUACCGCCUGAAGGAGUCGCAGUUGCCGCGUAUACAGGUGUCGGAUCCUGUGGCACGGUAUCUGGGUCUACGGAGGGGGCAGGUGGUGAAGAUUAUUCGGAAGAGUGAGACGGCUGGGCGGUAUGCCAGUUAUCGCUGGGUGAUUUAG